GACCUGGCUUUUCUGCAGCUGCAACUCGUUCUCCUCCUCACCCACUGUUCCUCAUGGCUCGCUCAGCGUCCCCAGGAAGAGAGUAACCACCUCUGUGAGCCAAGGAGUCUUCUAAGGCCCAGCCUCGGCUCAGGCGCUACUACCUGUGCAGCACCUGGACUCUCACUGCACCUCCGCCAGGAUGUGUGACAGGAAUGGCGGACGGCGGCUGCGGCAGUGGCUGAUUGAACAGAUCGACAGCAACCUGUACCCGGGGCUGAUCUGGGAAAAUGAGGAGAAGAGCAUGUUCCGGAUCCCCUGGAAGCACGCCGGCAAGCAGGACUACAACCAGGAGGUGGAUGCCUCCAUCUUCAAGGCCUGGGCAGUUUUUAAAGGGAAGUUUAAAGAAGGGGACAAAGCUGAACCAGCCACUUGGAAGACGAGGUUACGCUGUGCUUUGAACAAGAGCCCAGAUUUUGAGGAAGUGACAGACCGAUCCCAGCUGGACAUUUCCGAGCCGUACAAAGUUUACAGAAUCGUCCCGGAGGAAGAACAAAAAUGCAAACUGGGCAUCAUGCCUCCCGGAUGUGUGAGUGAGGUGGCGGAGAUGGAGUGCAGCCGCGCUGAGGUGGACGAGAUGAUCAAAGAGCCUCCUGUGGACGACUACAUGGGGAUGAUCAAGAGGAGCCCGUCCCCGCCAGAGGCCUGCAGGAGCCAGCUCCUCCCAGACUGGUGGGUGCCGCAGCCCAGCGCAGGCUUGCCGCUGGUGACCGGGUACCCCGCCUAUGACCCACACCAUGCAGCCUUCUCCCAGAUGGUGAUCAGCUUCUACUAUGGGGGCAAGCUGGUGGGCCAGGCCACCACCACCUGCCCUGAGGGCUGUCGCCUGGCCCUGGGCCCGCCGGGGCUGCCCAGCGCCAAGCUGUACGGGCCCGAGGGCCUGGAGCUGGUCCGCUUCCCGCCGGCCGACACCAUCCCCAGCGAGCGGCAGAGGCAGGUGACGCGGAAGCUGUUUGGGCACCUGGAGCGAGGGGUGCUCCUGCACAGCAGCCGCCAGGGCGUGUUCGUCAAGCGGCUGUGCCAGGGCCGCGUGUUCUGCAGCGGCAAUGCCGUGGUGUGCAAGGGCAGACCCAACAAGCUGGAGCGCGACGAGGUGGUCCAGGUCUUUGACACCAGCCAGUUCUUCCGAGAGCUGCAGCAGUUCUACGGCAGCCAGAGCCGCCUGCCCGACAGCAGGGUGGUGCUGUGCUUCGGGGAGGAGUUUCCGGACAUGGCGCCCUUGCGCUCCAAGCUCAUCCUGGUGCAGGUGGAGCAGCUGUACGUCAAGCAGCUGGUGGAGGACUCGGGGAAGAGCUGCACCGCGAGCUCCGUGCUGCCGGUGACCGAGGAGCCGCAGCUGGACCAGGCCUUCCGGAUGUUUCCUGAGAUUUGUGCUUCACACCAGAGACCCUUUUUCAGAGAAAACCAGCAGAUCACUGUCUAAGGGGCGUCUCUCCCCGGCGCCCCACCCUGCGCGUGGCUCACCGGUCACAGUGACUGGCAAACGUGGACGCUGCGGCCGGGGUGUUCCGCUGGCUGUGCGGCUGAGGAGCCUGUGCUGGGCACAGUUGGGCCACAGUUCUGUUCGCUCAGGAGGUGGGAACUUUCGGACAGUGGCCUGGAUCCUGUAAAAUUGUAACCUGAGAUUAAAAAUUGUAUUUUCUGCA
Molecule: messenger RNA, 1685 nt
Organism: Chinchilla lanigera (long-tailed chinchilla)
Lineage: Eukaryota; Metazoa; Chordata; Mammalia; Rodentia; Chinchillidae
Gene: Irf8
Product: interferon regulatory factor 8
Exons: 9
Coding region: 182-1462 (426 amino acids)
Biological process (GO): regulation of transcription by RNA polymerase II; immune system process
Cellular component (GO): nucleus
Molecular function (GO): DNA-binding transcription factor activity, RNA polymerase II-specific; RNA polymerase II cis-regulatory region sequence-specific DNA binding; protein binding
Source: RefSeq, a predicted model, not a curated record